ACUUAGACAACUUGAACGACAAAAACAAACACAAGUUUAUGGUUCAGACUAUGUUUGCGCCCGAAGGCGACGUCAAUCAGGACACACUCUGGAAAGAAGUGAAUCCGGAAGCGAUUAUGGACUCGAAGUUGAAGUGUGUGUUUGAUGUGAUGCCCGCUUCCAACGAGACACCUGUCCGCUCGAGCUCUGUGGCCACCAACGCCUCCGCUCUGACCAAUUCGCACAACAACACCAAUAAUGCGAGUAUUGCUGAGGAGGUGGGGAUGGAAUCGGUGGACGAUCUGAAGAAAAUAAAGGACGAGAACAAGCGGUUACGGGAAGAGUUGGUAUCGAUUCGAGCGGAGAAUUUGCAGUUAAAAGAAGACGGACUGAAGCAUAGGAUUCGGAGUGGAAUAACGUCUUCAAUAUCUGGCGAUAAGUUAAUGCACUCA
This is a messenger RNA of Medioppia subpectinata, 431 nucleotides long. The record is from the annotation of a GenBank genome assembly. NCBI's taxonomy places the organism in Eukaryota, Metazoa, Arthropoda, Arachnida, Sarcoptiformes, Oppiidae.